AUGCGCCCUCUAUGAUAGAUACGUGGAAAUACUUCGUUUUAUCGGGAAAGAAACAUAUGUAUCCAGAGGACUACAUCACAAUGAAUGAGUUUAAGAACACUGAAGUGGGCGGAGCUAUCACCACACCAUCAUUGCCAACCAAUGAGCAGCUCAUUAAGUAUUUACAAACCAUUACGCUCGAGUGUUUCGGAAGGCUGUUGUUGUUGGCGAACAAGGACUACUACAGAUAGUUCGAACUUAGACGUCGCGUGAAGUACGUCGUGUAAAGCGCUUUCUUUGCAAGUGAUGUUCAUAGUGCCGUAGAAAGGAAAUCAGUAUUUAUUUUUUUAUCUGUUGUACGAUUAUUCCCGAUAAUCAAUAUAAACAGGGCAAUAACAAACAAUAUAACAUAAAAGAGAAUUCCGAAAUGAAUUUAUCGUUUGCUGGCUGUGGUUUCCUUGGUAUUUACCACGUUGGUGUGGCAGUGUGCUUCAAGAAAUACGCUCCACACUUGCUUUUGGAUAAGAUUAGUGGUGCAUCGGCUGGUGCUAUCGCUGCUUGUUGUCUUCUUUGUGAUUUACCCCUCGGGGAAAUUACAAGUAAUGUCUUACGUGUUGCACGCGAGGCACGACAGCGUACUCUCGGUCCAUUUAGUCCAUCGUUUAAUGUUCAAGAAAUAUUGUUAGAAAGUUUACAAAAGUUCCUCCCAAAUGAUGCCCACAUUCGAGUAAGUGGUAAAUUACAUAUAUCCUUGACCAGAGUAUACGAUGGAAAAAAUGUAAUUGUGUCACAGUUUUCUUCUAGGGAAGAUUUAUUACAGGCCUUGUUAGCAAGUGCAUUUAUUCCUAUCUUUUCUGGUCUUUUACCACCCCGUUUCCAUGGUGUUAGAUACAUGGAUGGUGGUUUCAGUGACAAUCUUCCUACACUAGAUGAAAAUACAAUUACUGUUAGUCCAUUCUGUGGUGAAAGUGAUAUUUGUCCAAGGGAUGUUUCUUCUCAAUUGUUUCAUGUAAAUUUUGCAAAUACAAGUAUAGAACUUUCAAAACAAAAUAUAUAUAGAUUUGCAAGAAUACUGUUUCCACCUAAUCCUGAGAUCCUUUCAAAUAUGUGUAAACAAGGAUUUGAUGAUGCAUUAAGAUUUCUUCAUCGCAAUAAUUUACUUAAUUGUACUCGAUGUCUUGCAGUACAGUCCACAUUUGUUGUCUCAGAAACUCUUGAUGAUAAUAUAGAUUAUGAUCCUGAAUGUUUAGAAUGUAAAAUGCAUAGACAGGAAGCAUUGGUAUCAAAUUUGCCUGAGACAGUUAUGACUAUAUUUCAAGAUGCAAUUGAUUCUGCCAAUAAAGGGCUUAUUAACUGGUUAUUCAAACAUAAAAGUGUAAAACUUCUGUCACUGCUUAGCUUACCAUAUACGUUACCAGUAGAUGUAGUAUAUGCAACUUUCACCAAUAUGAUUGGUAACAACAUAGAAACUCGUUCCUUGGAGUACAAAGUAAUUGGCAAUAUUCUUCUUAGACGACCGCAGAUGAUUUCUAGAACUAAAUAUAUAACAAUUUCUCGAUUUAUUUUGAAUGUUCCCAAAUUGCGAAGAAAUUUGUUAGAAUUACGAACAUUCUUCUUGAACCAAUUAAGUACAAUAUUUCCCAAAAUUAACGUAUAUUAUCAGCAAAUGCCACAAACUAUCAAAUGUCAAUUAGCUAUCACAGAAUAUGGAUCAAAUAUAUAUAAUAUGGAAGAAAUAGAAAAGACUGACAAUUUAUAUAAGAGUAAAAAGAAUCUGAAUUUAACAUUGCAGUAUAAUGAAUUACAACCCUGGAAGGACCAUAAUAAUAAAUCAAAUUGUGUUAUAAAUAUGUCCGAUCUUUCAACUGUUGAUGAUACGUUCGAAAAUAUUUUGCAAGUCACUUCUGAACAAGAAGCGGUGAUGGCAUAUUAUUACAUGGAUGAGAAUAACAAGGUGCAGGUGACGGAAAUAUUUGAUGUUACAGAUGCAGAUUCUCAUACAAUGUUAUCUGCGGAUGAGAUAGAAAAUAAUACAAAAUUACAGUUUGAUGAAUGGGAUGAACCUUCAUGGAUAUCUCAGCAUACGUUUAAUGACGCUGUUACCGAAUCUCUAUUUACGGACGGAAAUGAACAGAGUCUAGAAAACUUAUCAGAAAUAUCUUUUGAAGAUGAUAUUUUGGGCGGUUUGAAUACUUCUUCUGAUCCAGAAAGUGAAUGGGAAAUAAGUAAAGAUUUUCAAACUACAAAGAUUACUAGUACACCCAAUAGUGCGACAGAAAUAGAUUAACCAUUAUUGAAGAUUUAAGAUAAAAGAAUUUUUAAUAAUUAAUGGAAUGAUGUAUGAGUGCGUUAUAUUUAUAGUCAAUAUCAUGGAGUGUGUGCAUAUUUCUGUAGUCAAUGAUAUUGAUGAGAUUAUAGUGAGAAGAAUUAUUACCGAUGCUCAAUAUUGAUAAAUUUUUACAACGCUUUAGAAAUAUUAUUUGAAAAAGUCAAAAGAUAGAUAUAUGAAAUUGGUUAGUUUUAUAAGAAAGAAGUUGUAAUUUAUAAUCUGUGUUAUGCACUGAUAAAUGCAAGCAAGAUACAGUACAAAUAACGUAUAAAGAAGCGAUGUGUAUCUUCAGCAGAGCAUACACAGUAUUUUAUUGUUAAUGAAAUCUGAUAGGAAAAGAUUAAUAUUGUUAGUACAUACUUGCAAGGCAGGUAUUGGUAGAUCUCCGAAAAAGAGACUGAUUAUAGAAAAAAUGUACAUUAUAUAAUACAAAAAUCUAUCUCUACUCUAAUUUCACGUUAAUUUACUGUUUGAAAAUGUAAAUAUUAAGUACAAUAGGUUAAUUAAUACGAAGCAUUAACACUUACUGUUAACUAAGUUAUUUUAUCAAUUUUUUGUUACAUUUUUAUAAAGGAGAAGAGGAAAUAUUCUAUGUAAAUAUUUUUAUAAACAAAUGGAAUGUUACCAAAUUAUUUAUACAACUACAUCUUGUGAUAAACAUUUAGUGGAAUGAUGAAAUUAGCUAUAUAAAUUAGAGUAGGGAAAUACACUUUUUGAUCGCAUACAGCUGGAACUGAAUGCCAAUUAACAGAUAAAAUUUUUAUAUUGUUUAUUAUUGACAUAAUCAUUGUUGAGGAUAACUAUACUAAUUACGGUUAUCGAAUAGGUUGUUUUGUAUGUGUUAGAAACAUAAUGCGCUGAUUGCUCUUGUACGAUAAAUGCUUUAUAACAACAAUUAAACAGCACAAUUUAGGUAAUUAAUUUUGUACUAAAUUAUGCUUUAAAUAACACAUAAAGAAGUCAUGAUUAGUAAAUAUUUUUAAAAUGUUACAUUUAUAUGCGUAUGUAUUAUGUGAUAAAAUAUUGAUGCAAUAGUUAUGUAAAAAAUGCAUGUUUCAUUAUAAUUUUAUAACUGUUACAUAUGUCAUUAACUAUUAUCUAUUUAAAUAGAAAAACAUUUCUAUAUUUUUACUAUUAUUUUAUUUUUUGAAAUUGGACAUUAAGAUUAUUGUCAAAUUUUGAUUAUAACUAUUACUUUGGACAAAAUGGAACACUUAAUAUUUUCACUAGUCAACUUUCUAUAUCUUCGUCUCUUUCCAAUAUUUUCGUAUAAAAUUAGUAAUUUAUAAAUUCGAUUUUUUCUCUAUAAUGUGAUAUUUUGUUCAUAGCAAAUCGCAAGACAUUCUUAUAAAUAGUUUCAGUAUUUACAUUUGCAAAAACUGCUGGAAAUAGUUAUUUAAAAUGGUCUUUGUGUAAAUUAGAUUAUAAUAUGUUUUGAUUACACAUGUAAUUAAUGAAAUAAA
Molecule: messenger RNA, 3771 nt
Organism: Megachile rotundata (alfalfa leafcutting bee)
Lineage: Eukaryota; Metazoa; Arthropoda; Insecta; Hymenoptera; Megachilidae
Gene: bmm
Product: brummer
Biological process (GO): triglyceride catabolic process; lipid homeostasis
Cellular component (GO): membrane; lipid droplet; cytoplasm
Molecular function (GO): triacylglycerol lipase activity
Source: RefSeq, a predicted model, not a curated record